Lepisosteus oculatus (spotted gar) is the source of this 1872-nucleotide messenger RNA. RefSeq names its product claudin 11a (gene cldn11a). NCBI's taxonomy places the organism in Eukaryota, Metazoa, Chordata, Actinopteri, Semionotiformes, Lepisosteidae. Gene Ontology annotation, molecular function: structural molecule activity. Gene Ontology annotation, cellular component: plasma membrane; bicellular tight junction. Gene Ontology annotation, biological process: bicellular tight junction assembly; cell adhesion. The record is from RefSeq and is a predicted model, not a curated record.
UUUUAUUUUUAACAAAUGCCAUAACCUUUUGGAUCUAAUGUACAAUAUGGAAUCGCUACGAAAUAAUACGAACAUCCGCUAAAAGUCCCGCCUAACUGGAUUUUUCCCCCUCUAUUCAAUCUUGAUAUUCAGUUUUUGCAGUUAUUACCGCUAUUUCAUUAUUCGUAUUUUCGGACACACAGAAAUAUCACAGAAUUUAAUUUUCGUGUUUUUUUUUUUUUGCUUUCUUGUUUGCGGCACUCAUCAUGGCUAACACCUGCCUGCAGUUCUGCGGGUUUGUGGUCAGCUGUCUGGGCUGGAUUGGGAUCAUUGUUGCUACAGCCACCAAUGACUGGAUCUUCACCUGCAAGUACGCCGUCACCACCUGUAAGAGGAUGGACGAAUUGGGCUCCAGAGGCUUGUGGGCGGACUGUGUCAUUUCUACUGCGCUCUAUCACUGCAUUGCACUCACCAACAUUCCUUCCCUGCCAGCUUACAUGCAGGCGGCGCGCGCUCUGAUGGUGGGGGCCUCCAUUCUCGGGCUGCCGGCGGUGGCGCUCGUGCUGAUGGCCAUGCCCUGCAUCAACCUGGGGAGCGAGCCCGACUCCGCCAAGCACAGGCGCGCCGUGCUGGGGGGAGUCCUGCUGCUGUGCAUGGGGCUGUGUGGAGUCGUAUCUACGGUCUGGUUCCCCAUUGGGGUGCACUACGAGGUGGGCCUGAUGUCCUUCGGCUUCUCCCUGUACGCGGGCUGGGUGGGAUCAGCUUUCUGUCUGCUCGGGGGGCUGAUGAUCAGCUGCUCCUCAGGCGGGUCCACUCGGCGCACAGAGGAACGCUUCUACUACUCCAAACAGGGAGCCUCCAACCCCAACCCCUCCUCCAACCACGCCAAAAGUGCGCACGUGUGAGGCCAGUGUACAGCCAGAGGCCAGGACCGAAAAGUGGCCCUGGGGAACCCCCAAAGGCCAAAGAAAUGUCCUUCCACCUGUCACGAUGACAAUGUCUCCGUGGCAUAAUGGAUUAUAUUUUUUAAUAUGGUGCGUGAGGUUAAACCAUUUAAUAAUAACAAAAUUCCUUGCAUUUGCUUUAGCGCUUUUCAUCCCAAAGGAACCCAAGCGCUUGAACUUUUACCACUUUGAAGAUCAUUUGAACACUAUCGGGUUCCAGGACCCACAGUCUAAGGGAGAAGAGCCAUCCAGCAUUCCAUAAAUAUUCAUGCUCAUUUGCUGUUUUCACCUGAUGUAAGCACUGGUUAAGAGACUAUUCACAGAUUUUAAAUGGGAAAUGUAUUUUUUAUUUUUUCUACAAUAAAGAAAAAAAACUGGAACAGAAAUGUUGAUCACAAUACUUAAAUGUCUGUCUCUCUGUAUAUAUCAGGUUUCUGUCAUUAAUAUAUUGUAGUAUGACUAAUUCUUGAAAUAUUCAAACUUCAGUGCUUAGCUGCCAAAUUGUCACACAUGUAAAAAUUGAUUUCUCAUAGCACUUAGAAAUGUGGUACAGUUCGUGCCCUGAAAACUAGUGAAUUAAAUUUGUGUUCAAAGCAACAAAAUGACUUUGGUUAUCAAUACAUGAUGUGAGAGCAGUAGCCAAUAACCUAUUAUUAUACAAUAUAUUAAAACAAUUAUAAUCUAAUUAUAUAUUAUAUAAUAAUAUAAUAUAUAAUUAUAUAAUAACAUAGGUAACCCAGAGACAGCAACACUUCAGCAAUGUCAUAACCGUGACUGUACGAAGUAUUUCAUGACAUUUGCAUUUAUACUCUUGAUUAUUUAUUACCAUACAGGUCUCUGCUUUUGAAUUGCUACUAAAAAUCCCAUCGUUGUUGGGAACCAGCUCCUUGCAUUACCUUCAUAAAUGUUUCAUGGGUGUUUAACUUAAAUAAAUGUUUAUUUCAGUUUG